Drosophila erecta is the source of this 472-nucleotide messenger RNA. It is a transcript of the gene RpS20, whose product is annotated as 40S ribosomal protein S20. The transcript has 3 exons. Bases 16 to 396 code for a protein of 126 amino acids. Gene Ontology annotation, cellular component: ribosome; cytosolic small ribosomal subunit. Lineage: Eukaryota; Metazoa; Arthropoda; Insecta; Diptera; Drosophilidae. The record is from RefSeq and is a predicted model, not a curated record. Gene Ontology annotation, molecular function: RNA binding; structural constituent of ribosome. Gene Ontology annotation, biological process: translation.
AACCCCACUUAAUUCAUGUUUACGCCAAAUUCGCAGGCUGCUGCACCCAAGGAUAUUGAGAAGCCCCAUGGCGGCGAUUCUGCCUCUGUGCACCGCAUCCGCAUCACCCUGACCUCCAGGAACGUGCGUUCCCUGGAGAACGUGUGCCGCGACCUGAUCAACGGUGCCAAGAACCAGAACCUGCGCGUCAAGGGCCCCGUGCGCAUGCCGACUAAGACCCUGCGUAUCACAACCCGUAAGACUCCUUGUGGUGAGGGUUCGAAGACCUGGGAUCGCUUCCAGAUGAGAAUCCACAAGCGCAUCAUCGACUUGCACUCGCCUUCUGAGAUUGUCAAGAAGAUCACCUCCAUCAACAUCGAGCCCGGCGUAGAGGUUGAGGUCACCAUCGCCAACUAAGAUCGGCAGAUGCCACAUUUUUACACCUCGAAAAGUUUGGCGUACAAAUAAAAACAAAGAACUUUUUCCAAACACA